Carassius auratus (goldfish) is the source of this 2196-nucleotide messenger RNA. It is a transcript of the gene rbms2b, whose product is annotated as RNA binding motif, single stranded interacting protein 2b. The transcript has 14 exons. The record is from RefSeq and is a predicted model, not a curated record. Lineage: Eukaryota; Metazoa; Chordata; Actinopteri; Cypriniformes; Cyprinidae. Gene Ontology annotation, molecular function: RNA binding. The coding region runs from base 99 to 1298 and encodes 399 amino acids.
ACUCCAGGCUGAAUGUCCCCGGUGACGUCAGCUGACUGUUUUGGCUGUACUAGGCGCUCCGGACACAGCGCGCGCUGCUGCUGCUGCUGCUGUAAAAAAUGCUGCUCUCUGUGCCGCCAAGGAUAGGAUUCAACCCAUACAACGGCUAUCCCAGCAGAACCACUAAAAAGCAGGCGUAUGCGUCCUCCACCCAGCAGAUGGCGCCGCCCAGUCCCAACACCACCACCAGCAGCAGUAAUGGAAGCAGUGGAGACCACCUGAGCAAAACCAACCUGUACAUCCGUGGUCUCCAUCCAGGAACCACAGACCAGGACCUGGUCAAGCUCUGUCAGCCCUAUGGAAAAAUAGUGUCUACUAAGGCCAUUCUUGACAAGACCACCAACAAGUGUAAAGGCUAUGGCUUUGUGGAUUUCGACAGUCCGACCUCUGCACAGAAAGCAGUGACUGCACUAAAGACCAGUGGAGUUCAGGCUCAGAUGGCAAAGCAACAAGAACAGGACCCCACCAAUCUAUACAUGUCUAAUCUGCCUCUGUCUAUGGAUGAGCAGGAGUUAGAGAGCAUGCUCAAGCCCUUCAGCCAGGUCAUCUCCACACGCAUCUUACGCGACGCAAACGGCACCAGCCGCGGGGUCGGUUUCGCCAGGAUGGAAUCGACUGAAAAAUGUGAGGCCAUCAUUCAACAUUUCAACGGCAAAUACAUCAAGACUCCUCCCGGAGUUCCAGUGCCUACAGAACCCUUGCUGUGUAAAUUUGCGGAUGGGGGACAGAAAAAACGCCAGAAUCAGGGGAAAUAUCACCAGAAUGGGCGGCAGUGGCAGAGAGAGGGCGAGACUGGCGGGAUGACGCUAACAUACGACCCUACUCCUGCUUUACAAAAUGGGUUUUACUCUCCUUCCUACAGCAUUGCUCCGAACAGAAUUAUCGCGCAGACUUCUCUCUCUCCCUACAUGCACUCACCUGUAUCCACCUACCAGGUACACAAUCCCUCCUGGAUACAUCACCAGUCUUACCUCAUGCAGCCCGCGGGUACCGUCCUCACGCCCACAGUGGACCACACCAUGACCAUGCAGCCCACUGCUAUAAUAGGGCCUCUCACACAGCAGCUCAGCCAUCUAACCCUGGGCAGCACAGGCACGUAUAUGCCUGCAAACACAGCUAUGCAAGGGACCUACAUACCACAAUAUGCCCAAGUGCCUCCUUCAAGCGUUACAGCCGAGGAAAAUAGCGUCCAACAGCAGCAGGUUGCUAUAGAGACACCCACAGACCACACAACAUACUCCUACCAGCACGGCAAGUGAAGAGGAGGUGGGCUACUUCCUGUUGCUUCCGAAAUCUUGUGUUCAUUCAUAGGAGUGAUGGAGGAUACUGAACCACCUCUCUUGACAUAAAAACAAACGGACAUUGUGAAAAGGAACUGAGAAGCGUGUCUCUUUCCGAUGGAAGAAAGCAGACAUUUUUGUGACUUUUUUUUUUUCUCUGAGAAGGCCAACCGAUAAUGAAGCUAAACCUAUUUUAGUAAAUGAAAGUCUUGGAGGGAGAAAGCUAUGACUACAAGACGUCAUAAAAGUUCACAAAAAGCAAAGUAAGCUUUUUUUAAACACAAAGACUCACAUGCACACACACACACACUCCGACACAAUUUGAGAAAUAUUUUUCUGCAACUUUAUUUUCUAAAAUGUUCUGUGAUGCCAGAAUGAAACAACUAUGAUGUUACAGCACCAUGUGUCGUUUUAAAUUGAUUUAAUCUUUUUGUAAAAUUCUUCAAAGAUUUUGUUGACUGCUUUUGAACUGUCUGCUGCAAAAGGAAUUUUGUACAUAAAAAAAAACUGUUUUUGCAAAGAUCUUGCUGCAUUUUUCUUGAAUAUCGAUUUAAGGAAAUCCUGAGGAACCUGCUGAAACCAGCAGCUUAGUUGUUUUGAUAGAUCUGCAGAAAAAUGUGCUGUAUCGAAGAGCGUAGUAAAUGCACUCAUUGUUUCGAGCAACUUUGUGCCAGCAAGACAAGACUGAAUUCAGAAACCAAGACCUCAUAUCCCCUCACAAAAUAGUAUUUUGUUUUUCUCUUCCAAAAUGCUGCUUUAUCUUGUAAGUUAGGUUAUGCUCUGUUUAUAUGUUGAGAUUUAUUUUUGUAUUUGAAGAUCAUUUUUUUAAAGUAAAUUUCAAAGAGAAGCUAUUUGGAUGAUAAACCUUUUUUAUGGC